Messenger RNA from Ectocarpus sp. CCAP 1310/34, 2981 nucleotides. NCBI's taxonomy places the organism in Eukaryota, Phaeophyceae, Ectocarpales, Ectocarpaceae. The record is from the annotation of a GenBank genome assembly.
AUGAACAUUCAGCAAGGGAGGUGCUUGGAGACGGCCAUACGCAAGUGGAGGGGAGCAAACAUCGAGGGAGAGGGUGCGAGGGGUACCAACAGGGUUUGGGAAGGCAACAGCAACAGCGACGGCAGUAGUGAAACCGCCGGCAUCGACAACAGAAAUGACGACGACGGCGUCGUAGAUCGCGACAACAACAGCAACAACAACAAUAAGAACAAUAACAACAAUGACAACAAUAAGAACGGAAGGGAUGACAUGUCGAAAAGGACAACAACAUCGACGGCAGCAGCGGCGGAAGCUCAGAGCAAAAGAAGAACCGCGACGGCCUCGGGUUUCCUGGAAGAGGACGCGUCUUCGGGCAUGCUCGGCGGGGCGGAACACAACGUCCACCACCGAAUGGUUCAAGGAGAGGGGGCGCUCUCGGACGCUGAUCGAGCGCGGUUCGGCGACAUGCCACCAGACACGGCGACCGCUGUGCGCGCGACUUACCCUAGCCCUAACCCUGCCGCGGCGGCGGCGGUGGCUAGGACGAGGAGCAGCACCAGGGGGACGAUGGGCGUGCUGUACUGGCAGCUGUCCGAUACCUGGCAGGGGCCUAGCUGGAGCACGAUCGAGCACGACGGCGCUUGGAAGGUUUCCCACCACAUGGUGAGGCGUGCUUUUUCUAUCGUCUCGAUAGGGGGGACGGUGGUAAAGCGUCCCCGUACCGCCGAGGAAUCCGGCGACGGCGUUGGAGACGAUGUGGAGGUCUCUUGGUUCGAGUGUCACGUGACAUCCGAUCUCCAGAGAGGGAUUUCUGGCUCCUACACGGUGAGCGCGUACCUGUGGGACGACAAUUGCGACCCGGUAGCCUCGUGGGGGGGGACGGUCGGCCCGAUGUCGCCGGGAAGCACCACGAUCGUCUUCCAAGCUACCACUGAGGAGCUGAGGAGGGCCGCCGGAACCGACAGGAUGAUCGUGCACAUGGUGUUUGAGGAGACAGUGGAAGCGGGCGCAAGCAAUGACGCCCCUCCAAUGGCCGUCCAGAGGUUGGAGAGCGUGUACUACUUGCCUUCGGCGAAUGCGGUGGAAUCGGUGACGGUGGACGACCUGCCGGAGACCGGGCUCUCCUGGGAAUUGCUGCCGACAACAGGAGCGGAGGCGGCAGAGUUCCAUGAGGGCGAACGCACCGUGCGCGUGCGAGCCCGAGCUCACGCAGCACACGUCACGCUCAGGCUGGACCAGUCACAGCCGAAGCCGCAACAAUACGGGCAACGGCGAGGGCGCGCGGCGUCAGUCGCCACGGCCAUGGGCAAGGAGCAUCCUCCACGGCCACAGCCGCCGCAAGGAGGGCACCCGUGGCAGCAGGAAGCGCCGCCUUUGUCGUCGCCACAGCAGUUGCCGCGGUUCCACGCGAACGACGGAGGUUUUCACGUGUUCCCAUGUCGCGCCCACGAUCUACAGGUACGCUACCGCGGGAAUAACCAAGACCUCAAAGGCGGCUCGUCGGGGAUCAAGGCAGAAUCGCUGAGGGAGUUGCUGGCGGCAAUCGAGGCUGGAAAGAGAGACCAGCCGGGAAGCUCACAAAUGGGCCGGGUGUAGUGUGCGUGGACAAAGAGAGAAACAAACGCGAUAGUUUUACCAAAGCGUGGACAGGGAGUUGAUGAUGCGAGUGUGCGAUCUACUGUUGCCAUGGGUGCCAGUGUAAAGUAGAGCGUUCACUCUGGACCAGCUUGAUUUGUAGCAGGAGCACAGGCUGCCGUUCGCGUGCAUCGGAGGGAUGCGUUUAGUAGUAGGGAUAGGGUGAGGGUUUGGAUGACAUGAAAGGGCACGCGAUUCGGGCGUUGCCACCGUGCUGUUGGACCUUAGGCAGCAGGCGCCCCCGGCGAAGUGAGGUUGAACGCCACCCACUUACGAACUUUCCGGUAGCAUUUAAGAACUUGAAUCUCAAAAAACUCCUAAAUCUAAGAACUUGGCCAAAACAACAGGUGCUCAGUGCGAAAGCCUACAUAGAGUCGCCAUGCGGGGUAGCCCACGUAGACACAACAUGCAACGAGCCUUACCUCAAUAUAAGAAAACCUUCUUAAGUGGUGGCGCGUUCUGUGCUACUGCACUCAGCCCUUUUAACUCCCGCCACCUUACUGCACUCCGCGCCGCCGGCGGUUCUUCGUACGACAGCGUUGCAAACAAACAAUACAGUCCCGGCCCGCUCGCAAGAAACAUGUUCGUAAGAAACCGAGGCUCAAAUUUUUGACGGAGAAUGCCUAAAGAAAUUGAGCAUACAUAGCGGCCAGCGCUGCGUGAAUUACCCCCCCUGUAUUACAAGUCUAGAGGAGGGUGUUGUUUUGGUUGUGUGGGGGGUAUUUAAUUUGUUAUUUUUCGGUGUUGGCGACGGAACAUAGAUAGAAGAAGCCUUUGCUCAGUGGGACAAAAUAAGGUUUGGGCCAGGCUCAAUAAUAGGGGUUUCUAUGAGCGGGCCACCACACUGUAGGCACAUCCGAGAUAAUGGCGAGAAUAGUGUAUGCGGCGUGAGGCAACAAGUUUCCAACGGUGCUGAUGCAUGUCUAUGGUAUUGACGCCGGCGUUCGGAAAAACGAUGUUUCAGAUUCGAUAUUUUCGUUAUUGUAACAAUUGACGAAUAACUAGUACGCAGAGAUGUGUACUAAAAUCCUCAAUGAGAAUUGGCCACAACCCAACGUGUGCCGUUUUUUGGCGGCUGCUUCAGCAGCAUGAAAACAAAGCACACCGUAUCUCAAGUUGGGUGCAAUCCGAUCAUGAUGCUAACGUCCACUAUGUACGCAACCUUCUGCCCGAUUUCAAUGUGCAGAGGAGCGUGUUGUUGGCGCAUUCGGAGGUCAAGACGGAAUUGGUAGAAAAUGUGAUUCUGACUGCCUGAGCGGAGACGGAGGCCGCUAGGAAGAGGGCGUCGGAGAGCGUGGGGGCGUAUGCCCUCGUCACUGGCGGUGAUAACCGUGGUGGUGGGGGCGGGAACACGGGGGGACCGGGGA